GGGAUCUGCUUCGGCACGGCGACCCCGGUUCUGAACGACGGCAGCUCCGAGGCGCGCAGCAGCGAUGAGGAGGUGCCGGACGCUGCGAUGCUGAACGAGUUGAUGGAGAGUGCGAGGCAACAUACCAUCGCGGAGAGCGACGCGCAUUGGAUCUUCGAGGUGGAGGCGGACGCGGACCCGGACGACGACUCCAAGGACGCGGCGGGCGGAGUGGAGAAGUUCUUCGACGUAGAGGCCGACAAGGGCGAGAGCGACGGCUCCGAGAGCGCCGAGAAAGACAGCUACGUGGACGAACAUGGCAACGUAGAGGGGCUGAUACAUGACAGCGACGGCGUUGAGAAGCGGGUUGACAGCGACGUGCUCAUGGCGGAGAAGAGCCACGCGGUUUCUGCUGGGGCGGAGGAGGCGCCGCCGCCGCCAGAGCCGCAUCCGGCAGAGCGGGUUCGGCGGCGCAUCACAGGCAAGCGGGCUCUCCAGGUUGUGCAGGAGCAGGGGCCGGCCCUGGCUCACGUCCGCGUUGCAGCGGCGGCCCCCAUGAAGCGGCCGGCGAAGAAGCGGUUUCAGUGCCACGUGCGCCCGUGCCCGACAUGCAUGUUUUCGAUGGUCGCACCAGGCGCGGCGGCGCAGACGAAGAAGAGAGAGCUCUGUGCGUUCUGCUCUCCAGAGACAAUGAGGAAGGCUUUGUCGGAGCCUCGCGGUCGCGGCAACGUCACCCGAUCCCUGCGGGCUUUCCUGCAAGCGGAUCGCCAGGAUGCGUUCGACGUGGCGCUGCAGCGGUUGCCCAGCGACGAAGAGAGGGACAAGUUCAGGAAGGCUUUGAGGCGCGAGACGCGGAACAAGGAUGCCGCUGCGCAGAGCAGCCAGGCCGACAAGCGCCAGCAGGAGAAAGUGGGGAGACUUCAGUCUCUCAUGAAUAACCGCGUCGCAGUGACUCCAGCGCCCACCGACGAGCAGCGGGCGGACUACGAGGAACACGUCAAGGACGACGAGAGGCGGUUCAAGAAUAAGUUCAAAGCUGUGCAAGAGGCGCGGGACCGGGAGGACGACUCGUGGCGCUCGGAGGCGGCUGUGAAGCUGGAGCAGUGGUGCCGGCAAGGAGCCUGGGUACAGCGCGAACAGUGCAAGCGCAUGGAGAAGCGGCAUCUACGACCCGUGGACAUAGAGGGCCG
Molecule: messenger RNA, 1169 nt
Organism: Prorocentrum cordatum
Lineage: Eukaryota; Dinophyceae; Prorocentrales; Prorocentraceae
Source: the annotation of a GenBank genome assembly